AUGAUAGCUAAAGAUCCAAAUAAAAUGCCAAGAAGUCCUAUUGAAAAAUGGUUUAAAAGAAAAUAUUUUAAUGAACUUUUUCCAAGAGCUAAUUUAGGUUUAGGACCACAUCCAUGUUUACCUUAUUCUUAUGAAGCUUUUAUUAUUGCUGCUAGAUAUUUUCCUGAAUUUGGAGCUAGUACACAUAAAAUACGUGGAAUUGAAAAAGAAGUACUACAAAAAAGGGAUGUUGCUACAUUUUUUGCUCAUAUAAUACAAGAAACUGGUGAUAAUAAUUAUGAAUAUUUUAAUUCAUCAUUAACUGAUGAAGAGGCAUUAAAUUGUUUUUAUCAAGGUGGUCUAUAUAAUUGGUUUGAGGGGGGACAAGAUUCAAAAUUAUUACGACCCAAUAAAACAUAUACUCUUGAUGAUGGAGAAUAUUGUAAUAAUGAUGGAAAAUAUUGUAGUGAAACACCAGAUUCUAAAUUUUGGUAUCCAUGUAACAAGAAAAAAAAAAUUAUUGAUGGUGUAAGGAUGAAUAAAGGAUGUUAUUUUGGACGAGGCCCUCUUCAAUUAUCAUGGAAUUAUAAUUAUGGACAAUUUCAGUAUUGGUUACAUUCUCAAAAUAUACAAGUUGAUUUACUAAAUAAUCCUAAUUUAUUAAUAAAAAAAAUGGAUCCACCAUUAGCUAUGUUAGCAUCAUUAUGGUUUUAUAUGACACCACAACCUCCAAAACCAUCAAUGCAUUCUAUAAUUACAGGUAAAUGGUUAUCCAGUUCAAAAAAUAGAAAAGCUGGUUAUAAAGAUAGUGUUUUUGGUCCAACAUCAUUAGUUAUUAAUUAUGAAUGUUUUGGAGAGCAGAUAGAUGAACUUGUUGGAGGACCAGGAGAAAAUCGUCGAAUAAAAGCAUAUAGAUGGUUUUCUAAGUAUUUUAAUAUAACAACAGGUCCAGAAAAAACAUUAACAUGUAAAAAUAUGGUUGAAAAUUUUGAAGGUAUUCCUCAUAAUCAUUCGUGGCAACCAAAUUGGUCAACUACAUGGAAACAAGAACCAUGUGACUGUACACCAACUCAAUAUAAUGGAGCAUUACCAUAUUAUGAUCCUAAAAUAUAUAAUGAUAAUAACUAUGAUGAAAUAAACGAACAAAAUCGUUUAAGAUGUAUUUAUUCAAUGUAUAAAAAUCCAAAAAGAUUCAAUAUUGAUGAAAGUAAUUCACCAUGUAUAAAAUAUAAAGUAAAAUUGAAAUUAUCUAAAUAUGGAAUAGAACAAUAA
This is a messenger RNA of Strongyloides ratti, 1251 nucleotides long. RefSeq names its product Glycoside hydrolase, family 19, catalytic domain and Lysozyme-like domain-containing protein. Gene Ontology annotation, molecular function: chitinase activity. Lineage: Eukaryota; Metazoa; Nematoda; Chromadorea; Rhabditida; Strongyloididae. Gene Ontology annotation, biological process: chitin catabolic process; cell wall macromolecule catabolic process. The record is from RefSeq and is a predicted model, not a curated record. The coding region runs from base 1 to 1251 and encodes 416 amino acids. The transcript has a single exon.